This is a messenger RNA of Bipolaris zeicola 26-R-13, 1086 nucleotides long. RefSeq lists its product as uncharacterized. Lineage: Eukaryota; Fungi; Ascomycota; Dothideomycetes; Pleosporales; Pleosporaceae. The record is from RefSeq and is a predicted model, not a curated record. Gene Ontology annotation, molecular function: 4-hydroxy-tetrahydrodipicolinate synthase activity. The transcript has a single exon. Bases 1 to 1086 code for a protein of 361 amino acids.
AUGUCACCACACCACGACGCCCCUUCUCCUGCCAACAGCUUCACUCAAGAUUUGGGUUUCCACCAUUCUGUGCAAUCUGUCUACCUGGCUGACCGCUACAACGACAUCGACACCAACUCCAUGACUUCUGCUGACGUUGGUAUCCGGCGGGCGCUGGUCCCUGGCAUCUACGUUCCUACCGUAGCAUUCUUCGACCCAGCUACGGACAAUGUAGAUGUCGAAACGGUAGCUAGCCACGCAGUCCGUCUGGCAAAAGCUGGUGUUGCUGGCAUCACCACCCAAGGAUCCAAUGGCGAGGCUGUCCAUCUGUCGCACAAGGAGCGUGACCUCAUCACAAAUACUACCCGCAAGGCUCUCGACGACGCAGGUUUUGGCUACAUGCCCAUCAUUGUCGGCUGUGGCGCCCAGUCUACUCGCGAAGCCAUCGAACUCUGUGAAGAGGCAGCCUCGGCUGGCGGAGACUAUGCCUUGGUACUGCCACCAGCCUACUACCAGGGCCUGUUUUCCAAGGACACUGUCAAGGAAUUCUUCAACGAUGUAGCCACUGCGUCUCCUAUCCCCAUUCUCAUCUACAACUACCCAGGCGCCGUUUCGGGUCUUGAUCUCAACUCGGACGUCAUCAUCGAGUUGGCCCAGCAUCCCAACAUUGUCGGCUGCAAGCUGACCUGCGGCAACACUGGAAAGCUCAACCGCAUUGCGUCAGCAACACGUGCAGCCACCGUCUCCGACCCAGGCUCCGGCUUCAUGUGCAUGGGCGGAUCCGUCGAUUUCACUCUCCAGACACUAAUCGGAGGUGGAUCCGGCAUCAUCGGCGGCAUGGCCAACAUUGCCCCCAAGACGUGCGUCAAGCUAGUUGAACUGUUCGAGUCUGGCCACCUCGCCGAAGCACGCAAGCUCCAGGCUGUCGUGGCUAGGGGUGACUGGGCUGCCAUCCAAGGAGGCAUCAUCGGCACCAAAGCUGGUCUCAUGGCUCACUACGGCUACGGUGGUUACGCUCGCAAGCCUCUGCCCAGGCCCUCCAAGGAGGAAACCCGCAAGUGGCGAGACGCCUUUGAGGAACUCGUCCAAACGGAGAACUCCUUAUAG